UCUUGCUGUUGUUGGUGUCAGCCCACAGUACCUUGUUUAAUUGUCUAACGCUGCUCUACUCACGACUGGAUUUGGCACGAUUGCAGUUUCAGGAAAACAUGGGAUCCGUUUAUGUUGAAAAUGGUAAAUGACGAAGAAGAAGUCACGGGGAAAUUUGUGUUACUCUUGCAAUACGUAAUCUGCUUCAUUUUUGGAGUCUGUGUACUGGGGUUAAUCUUUCUCAGCAAGGCCAGUCUUCUGUUACUGAUCAGUGCUUCAAACAGUGAAUCACCUUUUGAGAACAAACCUUUCACUCACCUUGUCCUCGCUUGUGCAUUAGUUGUACCUAAUGUUCUGGCCUUGGCAAAGGCCUUAUGGAAGGUAUCAUUUGGAUCAUCCGAUGCUCCUUCACUUAAUAUUCUAGGAAUGGUUUGUUUGAUUGAAGCAGUUGUUGCUUUUGGCACUUCAAUCUUGGUCCUGGUCUGCAUGCCUCACUUUGACAUUGUAACCAAUUUGUAUAUUUUGAAUGGUGUUUGCCUUCUUCCUGCUCUUCUGCAAGUAGUAUUUCAGCUGAAACCACUCAAAUCUUCUAUGUUGCUUCCAUUGGUAGGCUUUGGUUUUGUUUUCAUGGGUCUCUUGCUUUUCAUUUUAGCUCACAACCCACAGCAACAUUCAGAAGAGGUUAAACACAUUAAACCGUACGUAGCCCUUGCAAUAGUUGCCUUAAUUUUCAUAUCUUUCAAUUGGUGGGAAAAUUUUACAUCAUACUGCAAAUUUGGAAUAAUGGAAAAUAUAAGGGAAAACUUGCAAUGUACCAGAAACAUCACAUAUGUUUGUACUAGUACAGUGCGAAUUCUAGUUAUUGGUACUGUAGUGGCAGCUUGGAUUCCAGUGAAGGAAUAUAAGUGGGAAGAUGUAAAAACAGUCUCUCAAUUCGAUUUAAAAAUUAUUUUGUGCCUCUUUGGAAUACAGGGGAUUUCUUCUGCUCUUUGUCACUGGUUUGGGGUUCUGGUAUGUAAAAUGCAUGCAGUCAGACGCAGCUUUGCUGUGCCUUCCGUAUUAGCCACACCAAUUGUAUUUUUUGCUUUUUUGAUUGUGUUGUAUGACAGCUUCAAUAAAUACGGCAAAGCAGAUAGCUUUAACUUGACUGCCCUCUGCCACAAUUUAAAAACCUCCAACGAUAGCGAUUCUGUGCAAAUCCUACUUUUAGAAAUUCCUCGCAGCCUUUGCAGAGCAGAAGCGAUAUUAAUUUCCAACAAAGUUGGCUUGGCACUGCUUGGCUCCUUGGCUGUAUGCUUUUGGCUAGGGCUGAUUUUCUCCACAUUCUACGUGUGGGGCCAGCACAUUCAAAGGAUUGAAAGGACAUCCCAGCUGUUUGUCCGACGACUGUACGAGGCGGCCUUCAUGGAACAGUCAAUGCUGCUUAACACACGGGUCCAGAAAAAGAAAGAGAAGAAGGAUAAAAGAAAAUCGGACCAUGUCAUGAUAUAUCUGUGUGCAACAAUGUGGCAUGAAACAGUGGAUGAAAUGGCAAAGAUCCUUACUUCAAUAUUCAGGUUGGAUAAAUACAAACCAAACUCUUCAAAGUCACAUAAAGAUAAUUUUGAGUUUGAAGCACACAUUUACUUUGAUGAUGCUUUUCACCUCACUAAUCCCAAUGACAAUGUACAGAAAAGAGUUUUGAAUCAAUAUGUUAAAAACCUUGUUUGCAUAAUGGAAGACAUUUACAGGAUUUUCUCGCAUGAAAAACAGAGUUUGAAGGAUGAACAAGAAGAUGAUGACAUAGUAAAGCAAACCAUAAUGGAGACACCUUAUGGUGGAAGAAUCACAUAUACUCUUCCAUAUGGAAACAUACUUUAUGUUCAUUUGAAAGACAAGCAGAAAAUUCGGCACAAGAAGAGAUGGUCUCAAAUCAUGUACAUGUAUUAUCUGCUGGGAUGGAAAUUAAAUAAAAAAUACAUGACCUUGUCAGGCAAAUUUGAAGAUGAAAUAUCUACUACAAAUGCCUUAAAGACAGAGAAGGAAAACACUUACAUUUUGGCUUUGGAUGGGGACACUGAUUUCCAGCCCUCAGCUUUGAUCUUGUUAGUUGACAGACUGAGAAGAUAUCCAGAUGUCGGGGCUGCAUGUGGUAGAAUACAUCCAACUGGAACUGGUCCUAUGGUUUGGUACCAGAAGUUUGAAUACGCUGUUGGCCACUGGCUACAGAAGACAGCUGAACAUGUGCUAGGCUGUGUCCUGUGUAGUCCAGGAUGUUUCAGUUUGUACAGGGCAGCAGCCCUAAUGGAUGAUAAUGUUGUGAAAAAAUAUACUACCAAAGCGACAGCAGGGCAGCAUUUUGUCCAGUAUGAUCAAGGAGAAGACCGUUGGCUGUGUACAUUAUUACUUCAGCAGGGGUGGCGUGUAGAAUACAACGCAGCUUCAGAUGCCUAUACAAAUGCACCACAGGAGUUCAAAGAGUUCUACAAUCAACGACGCCGUUGGGUACCUUCAACUUUGGCAAAUACAAUUGAUCUUUUAAACAGUGGAGCACAAACAUCCAAGAGAAACCACUCAAUUUCAAAACUCUACAUUCUGUAUCAGAUUGUUGGAACUGCAGCAUCAAUUCUAGGUCCUGCCACUGUGGUUUUAAUGAUUGCAGGAGCAUUUACCUUUGUGUUUAACUGGAAUGGAAACGUUGCUCUAGCUCUUGGAGUUGUGCCUCCUGCCAUCUACAUACUGAUCUGUUACAAAGUCAAGUCAGAUACCCAGAUCAUAAUUGCUGCUGUGAUGAGCAUCUUUUAUGCUUUUCUAAUGAUUGCAACAAUAAUGUCUAUUAUUGGUGAAAUGUUGAAAGAAAACACCUUUAUUACUCCAACAGGCUUAUUCUUCAUCUCGAUGAUGAUCCUUUACUUCUCAACAGCAAUGCUGCAUCCCCAAGAAUUCCCUCUUGUAUUUUACGGAUUGUUGUACAUCAUCUGUAUCCCCAGUGGAUACUUGUUGCUGCCAAUUUACUCCAUGGUAAACAUGAAUAAUGUUUCAUGGGGCACACGUGAAACAGUUACUCCAAAAAUACAGGACAAAAAUAAAACUAAGCAGGUUCUGCGAUAUGAAAAGAAAUGCAAAUGCAUCUGUUGGGAUAUUGAAUUUUUAGUCAAAGAGGAUAAAAAGGAAUUAAUUCACCAUGCAGACAGUAUCAUUGAAGAAGAAGAAAUAAUUGAAUUGAGUAUUGAAGAUAAGUGGAUAAGCAACUUGCAAGAGCAGUCAUUCCAUAUGAUGCUUGUUGUAGAAGAACUUGAUGAAGAAGAAAUCCCAUUCUGGAAUGAUCUCAUUGAAUUGUACCUUAAACCAAUUGAAGAAGAUAAAGCAAAACAGGCAGAGAUAGCAAAGGAACUGAAAUCUCUCAGAAACAAGGCCACUUUUCUCUUCUUCAUUAUUAAUACUCUGUGGAUUGUUUCAACGUUUUUUCUGCAAGCAAUUGGUUCAGAGAUACACAUCAAGAUCCCCAAAAUCCUUCCAAAUGGUACUUUUUCAAAAAGUGAAAUUCUAACCAUCGAACCACUCAGUUUUAUGUUCUUGCUAUCGUUUGCUGGGCUGUUGGGAAUUCAGUUCCUCACCAUGUUGUACCACAGGAUUACAACACUCACCCAUUUUAUUGCAUAUAAAGGAACUGAAAUAAAACCUCAACAGAAAGUUGGAAAGUAUCACCAAAUGUAUAAAGAUCAUGAGGUUUGACAAUAUACAGAAGAAAAAUAACUGGUGGUUGAGAAAAAUCGAGCAACAUCUCACCAGUGUCACAAAUAUAUUACCAUGAGCUUUAUGUGUGAAACACAACUUGACAACUACUCAGGGACAUCGCAGCGAAAUCUGUGGCUCGUGUUACAAAUCAGAAAAAUAUACAAUGGGAGAGUUAUUUUCGAGUACAUCAACAAUAGCUGAGAAAUUUGUUGGUAUUACAUCCAUUUUUAAAGAGGCAUAUAAGUGCCCUGUUCAUCUCACUUCCUGUCUCACUCUUGACUGUGCUGACCAACUAGAUUCAUAUCUAAACAAGCUAUUCCUCAUUUUUCCCUAAACUUGUGAGCUACCUUGAAGCCAUGACUGGGACUCAGAACUCUAUUUUUGGGAAUAAGUACAAUUGACUGGCUUAGAUUUUGACUCGGGUACAUGAGGCCAAUUUUUGAUAAUUCUGCUACCACUUCCAUUUGGCACAAGCAAUUUGUGCCGCACCAGGAUGAUAGCCUGAUUUGAGAGGUAUCCAAUUAUUAGCUUAUAAAAUUAAAUAUAUAUUUCAAGAGAGGAAACCUUUUGGAAAUCUGUUGAUCCUUGGUAUUAUCAGAUUUAAUUAAUGCUCCCUACCUCUGAACUUAAUUCAACGUGCAGAGAAUGAUUUUUAUAACAUAAACAUCUCCACAAAUUAGCUCAGACAACUCAGGGAAGAAUAAGUUCUGAUCAGUCUCGAGAUUGUAAAUAUUUACCAAGAUACAUGGCAAUCCACUAUUUAAUGUACUUAUGACAGUUACUAAAUUGAAGAAUUGGGAAGAUAAUUUUGUCCAUGUUUCCAGAUUGCAAAACUGCAUCUAUGUUUUUUAUAAGAAUUUUACAAUUUUAUUACACAUUGACCACAAAGGAAAUUUUUCUGAAGAAAGCAUGCAGAGGUCCAGAUAAGUCUUCAUUCAUAGAAAUUAAGAGCAGAAGUAGUCCAUUCAACAUUGACCCUGCUGGAACAUUCAAGAUGAGGAUGGCUGAUCCUCGAUCUCAUUGUCAUAUUUCUGCUUUCUCCUAACACCUCUUGAUGCCUUUAAAAUUUAAACAUUUAUGUAUCUCUUUCCUGAAUAUGUUCAAUAACUUGACCUCCACAGCCUUGUAUGGUCAAGAAUUUAAGUGGUUCACUACUAUCCAAGUGAAGAAAUCUUUCUUCAUCUCAGUCCUAAAUGAUCUAGUCCAUAUCCUGAGAUUGUGUCAUUGGUUCUAUACUGCACAACUUAGGAAAACAUCAUCUCUGCAUCUAAUUUUUCCAGACCUGUUAGUAUUUUACAUGUUUUAAUCAGAUUCCCUCUCAUUCUUCUGAACUCUAGUGAA
Molecule: messenger RNA, 5037 nt
Organism: Chiloscyllium plagiosum (whitespotted bambooshark)
Lineage: Eukaryota; Metazoa; Chordata; Chondrichthyes; Orectolobiformes; Hemiscylliidae
Source: RefSeq, a predicted model, not a curated record